Messenger RNA from Ascochyta rabiei, 1494 nucleotides. RefSeq lists its product as uncharacterized. The coding region runs from base 1 to 1494 and encodes 497 amino acids. The transcript is spliced from 3 exons. Lineage: Eukaryota; Fungi; Ascomycota; Dothideomycetes; Pleosporales; Didymellaceae. Gene Ontology annotation, molecular function: ferric-chelate reductase activity. Gene Ontology annotation, cellular component: plasma membrane. The record is from RefSeq and is a predicted model, not a curated record. Gene Ontology annotation, biological process: copper ion import; iron ion transport; intracellular iron ion homeostasis.
AUGCAAGCUACGUUGGUGUAUACUUUUGCAUAUGGCUCUACAAUUCUGCUCUUGCUUUGUUGGAGAUUGUCUCAAUUCUUGACUAUACGAGUGCGUCAGCGCAUCAUUUCUAUCUUCUUGAAGUGGUUCGUGUACACCGUUGUAUCUCCAAGACUCAACGGGAGCUCCGACAUUACUGUCUUGUCAGCGUUACUGAUUAUCAUUAUCUUGACAGGCAACAUUUUUGCUUCCACCCUUGCUCUAGAGGAUCAAAAUGAUCUUGCGUCGCGUUUAGCACGAUUGAGUUCAAUCAAUAUGGUGUUUCUGUACCUAGGUGGAAGAACAAACAUCAUUGUCGACAAAGUUUUCCGCCUCUCAUACACCGAGUACUGGCUACUACACCGGUGGUUAGGCCGCAUAGCUGCAGCGGAGGGUAUUGUUCAUGCAGCUGUGAAGCUUGCAAACCAUCGGUCAACACCAGCCGCCUUAAACCUCUCUCUUCUUGCUCUCUUAAGUUCGAUCGCGUUGCUAUCUGUCAUCUUUAUCCGCCGCAAGGUUUACGAGCUAUUUCUUCAGACGCAUCAUCUCUUUUCUGUUGCCAUUUUAAUAUUAGUGUGGCUGCAUGUCCGCCAACUCAAUACUUUCCUGCUGUCGUGUUUUACAAUAGCUGCUAGUUUGUUGCUUGUACAGAACAUACUUUGGGUCAUCUUUACGUUCCAAGGAAACUAUGGACGUUCUAUACGACACAUGUCGGUCACCCGCUUCCCGAGAUCCGGCCUGCAUAAGCCAGUUAUCCAAGUCCGGCUUGAUAUCAAGAAACCUUGGCCAGUCAAGCCAGGAAAAUACAUCUAUCUGACUCUUCCGAGGCUUCGCAGCCUGGGGUUAGGAAUAGUCGAGUCCCAUCCCUUCAUGAUUGCAUGGGCUGUCGAAAACGAGCAAAUUAGAUCAAGAUCAAUUGUUCUGCUGGUGCAAGUACGAGGAGGGUUUACACAAAAACUGCAGUUCGCAAAUCCUUUAAGUCCGGUCAUCAUCGGUGGACCAUACGGGGGCAAUGAGGCAGACGCAAUGGCAAACUAUGACAAAAUUCUUCUCAUGUCAAGUGGGAUCGGGGUAGCUUCACAUCUGGAUACCGCGCGAUAUUUACUACUUGCUCAUGACAGACAGACAGCGCGAGUCAGAAGAUUAACUAUGGUCUGGUUAUUAGAAACCCAAGAUGAUUUUCAGUGGGCGGAAGAACUCCUAUGCCAGCUUCACGACAUGGAUAAGCGGAAAAUUCUUAACAUACACACCUAUUAUCCUGACGAGACCGACCGGCCUACUGGAGGGCUGAAAUCCCAGAGUGAGGCUCCUAGAGAGAGAAUUUUCCCCACACCAGCCCCAGUAGACUCACAGUGGGUACUCCAGAAGGAAUGGAGAGGAGAGGCUGGUAACAUGCUGGUGUUAGGUGAGCUCAGCCCCCCACGAGGCAAAACUAUUGCUAAUAAGUCUGGUAGCCUGCGGCACUCCGCAUUUUGA